AGGAGCCCUGUGAAAAAAAACAAGAUCAAUAAAAAAAAAAAAUACGGCUAUAAAUCAGCCACGUGGAGCUACUGCUGCAGCCGCGGUAGCCGACUUCCUGGUUUGCUUCCUGCAAGCCUCAGGCAGGGGAGAUCUGGCAGUAGGCAUCGGGAAAGGAAGGGCAGCCUAGGGAAGGCUGCAGGUCCACCUGAGGGGCGACGGGUGGCAGCAUCCUGGGAGUGCGGGGGCUUGGUCAAGGACAGAGUUUUAGUCCACAAUUGCUAUAAAAGUUUGGGGAUCUGGAAGCUUUAAGAGGCUGAGCCGUAGGGCAAAGGCUAAGAUGAGACCCCGGGGGAAAGUGUUAAGUUAGUUCCAAGGUUACUAGGGACUCGCAGGGGGUUCUCGCGGCGGCGGGUGGAGAGAGGGCGGGGGGGAGCACUGCGGAGCUAGAGCAGGCAGGUAGAAAGGAAGCCUGGAGAGCUAGUAGCCACUCCGGCCGGUCGGAGCUCUGCGGAGGCCGCCAGAGGGGAGGGGGGUGCGGCAGCGGAGCGCAGAGGCAGGCGCGGGGAGGGGGCGGAGGGGAGAGCCAGGGGAAGGUAAAGCCGAGGGGAGUUCCGGAUCUGGAGCUGGAGAGGGCAGGCGGUGGGGAGGGCGGCGGGCGUAGCGAUCCGGGUGGGGGAAAGAGGAGGAGGAGGAGGAGGAGGAGGGCCGGGGGAGGGGGAAGAAGGGAGGGGAGAGCGGUGGUGGCGGCGGCUGCGCCGGGCUGUGUGUCUCUCUCGCCGCCGGAGGAAGAUGAGGCUGAAGAUCGGGUUCAUCUUACGCAGUUUGCUGGUGGUGGGAAGCUUCCUGGGGCUCCUGGUGCUCUGGUCUUCCCUGUCCUCGCGGCCCGACGACCCGAGCCCGCUGAGCAGGAUGAGGGAAGACAGAGAUGUCAAUAACCCCAUGCCUAACCGAGGAGGCAAUGGAUUAGCUCCUGGGGAUGACAGAUUCAAACCUGUGGUACCAUGGCCUCAUGUUGAAGGAGUAGAAGUGGACUUAGAGUCUAUUAGAAGAAAAAACAAGGCCAAAAAUGAACAGGAGCGUCAUGCUGGAGGAGAUUCCCAAAAAGACAUAAUACAGAGGCAGUUCCUCACGUUUAAGCCUCAGACAUUCACCUACCACGAUCCUGUGCUACGCCCAGGGGUCCUCGGUAACUUUGAGCCCAAAGAACCCGAGCCUCACGGAGUGGUUGGUGGCCCUGGAGAGAAAGCCAAGCCAUUGGUUCUGGGACCAGAAUACAAGCAAGCAGUUCAAGCGAGCAUUAAGGAGUUUGGAUUUAACAUGGUGGCAAGUGACAUGAUCUCACUGGACCGCAGCGUCAAUGACUUACGCCAAGAAGAAUGCAAGUAUUGGCAUUAUGAUGAAAACCUGCUCACUUCGAGUGUUGUCAUUGUCUUCCAUAAUGAAGGAUGGUCAACCCUCAUGAGAACAGUACACAGUGUGAUCAAAAGAACACCGAGGAAGUAUUUAGCAGAAAUUGUCUUAAUUGAUGAUUUCAGCAAUAAAGAACAUUUAAAAGAAAAACUGGAUGACUACAUAAAACUGUGGAAUGGCCUCGUGAAGGUGUUUCGAAAUGAGAGAAGAGAAGGUUUAAUUCAAGCUCGAAGCAUUGGCGCACAGAAGGCUAAACUCGGACAGGUUUUGAUAUACCUUGAUGCCCACUGUGAGGUGGCAGUUAACUGGUAUGCUCCACUUGUAGCUCCCAUAUCUAAGGACAGAACCAUUUGCACUGUGCCGAUUAUAGAUGUCAUAAAUGGCAACACAUAUGAAAUUGUACCCCAAGGGGGUGGUGAUGAAGAUGGGUAUGCCCGAGGAGCAUGGGAUUGGAGUAUGCUCUGGAAACGGGUGCCUCUGACCUCUCGCGAGAAGAGACUGAGAAAGACAAAAACUGAGCCGUAUCGGUCUCCAGCCAUGGCUGGUGGAUUAUUUGCCAUUGAAAGAGAGUUCUUCUUCGAACUAGGUCUCUAUGACCCUGGUCUCCAGAUUUGGGGUGGUGAAAACUUUGAAAUCUCCUACAAGAUCUGGCAGUGCGGCGGUAAAUUAUUAUUUGUCCCUUGUUCCCGGGUUGGACACAUCUACCGUCUUGAGGGCUGGCAAGGAAAUCCUCCACCCCUUUAUGUUGGGUCUUCUCCGACUCUUAAGAAUUAUGUUAGAGUUGUAGAAGUUUGGUGGGAUGAAUAUAAAGACUACUUCUAUGCCAGCCGUCCUGAGUCAAAGGCACUGCCCUAUGGGGAUAUAUCCGAACUGAAGAAAUUUCGAGAAGAUCACAACUGCAAAAGUUUCAAAUGGUUUAUGGAAGAAAUCGCUUAUGACAUCACUGCCCACUAUCCUUUGCCACCCAGAAAUGUUGAGUGGGGAGAAAUCCGAGGCUUGGAGACUGCAUACUGCAUUGAUAGCAUGGGGAAAACAAAUGGGGGCUUCGUUGAACUAGGACCCUGCCACAGGAUGGGCGGGAACCAGCUUUUCCGAAUCAACGAAGCAAAUCAGCUCAUGCAGUACGACCAGUGUUUGACAAAAGGGCCCGACGGAUCUAAGGUCAUGAUCACACACUGCAACCUAAAUGAAUUUAAGGAAUGGCAGUACUUCAAGAACCUGCACAGGUUUACUCACAUCCCUUCAGGAAAGUGCUUAGAUCGAUCAGAGGUCCUGCAUCAAGUCUUCAUCUCCAGCUGUGACGCCAGUAAAACGACUCAGAAGUGGGAAAUGAAUAACAUUCACAGUAUUUAAAAACGGAUAAAAGAAGCCAACAAUCUACCUACUGACAAGUACGUUUAGAGAGGACUGAAACCCGCCUGGAACCUGCUGCAACCAUUGUUAUUAAUUCUGUACAGCUCCAAACCUGGAACCUCUGAUCAGCUCGAAGGACGUUGAUAAACUGUGAUUUUUACAAUAACAUUAUCAUCUGCAGUUACUGUUUACAAAACUGCUUUUACCUUAAACUCUGUAGAUGUUUACAUCGUUUUUCUUUUGUUUUAAGAUGACGUUGGUAAUCUGUGCCUUUAACUCGGCUUUCAGAACAGAGUUAAAGCAUAUGUUGUCUUCUUUGGGAAUACACUCAGGGGUCUGAAAGGCAGUUUGGUUUUUGUUGUUGUUGUUGUUGUUGUUGUUGUUAACACACUUGAAAAAAAAAAAAAAGGUUGGAGUAACCAGCUUCUCGUAUUUGACUUGGUGGUUAUCAACCUGCUGUGUCUUUAUUUAAUUCGACAUCUUUCUGAAGCACUGCCACAGGUCUUUAGCCAAGGUGGCCUUCCUUCAGUCAUGCUGCUUGUUUGAAAGGUGAAUUUCAACACAUUUAGUGCCUCUUUCAUUUCUCAGUAUACUUUUUGAGAGCUUAUAGUGAAAUUUAUACGAUGGUAACAAUGGAUGGACCGUCACCUGGAUGGGGGAUACCUCUAUCACUCAGAAAUGAAUUUCUGGGCUGCCAUUGACUAUGAAGUUGAAUGAUAUAUGGCUGAAAGAAGAACAGUGGGGACCAUCUCAAGGCCGUUCCAUAGGGCUUGAAGAUUCUGUGGCAUUAACUCGCUUGCCUGCUGGUAUUCUCAACGCCCUCGCUCACACCAACUUUGAGGCUAGCAAAGGGGUCUUCCUACUAAGAAAAACUGCCCACCUACAUUUUGCAUCUACAUUCCCCAGCAUCUGUCACUCUAGAAAACCGGAAGUAAUUCUCAGUUUGAAACUUGAAAAGGGGGUUAGGGCAGAAUAACAACACAAUAAGUCCAGCGUCAACAACUUAGGGUUGGUUCUGAGGAAGGAAUUCCGAAGCCCUUGUUAGCUAUAAAGCCUUAGAAAACUGCGGUACAGCCUAAGCUGUGAAACCAAGAUGAGCUGAUACUUGUCUUCAUCCAAAUGAAAUUCCAUGUACAUUGUUUUUUAAUUUAAGAAAAUUAGCAUCGAAGAACACAGAUCAUCAACAAAUGUGAACUGCAUUCCGUUAAGUUAGGUGUUAGUUCUGUAGGGUUCCUUAAUUGCUUUUUUAGGAAUUUUUUUUUUUAAUAUUUACCAAUUAAAUGAUUUAAUUUGAACAUUUAUUUAAGACAAUACCUACUUUAAGAGAACCAAAUGUUGCAAAUUUUAAUUUCUAAGAAGUCUUCUCUUACCCAAAAAAAAUUAAAAUGUCUACAUUGAGUGCCAAAAAAGAAAAGCAAUGUGAUAAUUUGGGGACAGGUAAAUUAAGCAUUUUUGAUCUUAUAAUCAUGAUAUCAUUACAAUGAAAGAAAUUCACAAACUACUGCCAGAAGGAAAUAUUUUUAAUUAAGGCUUAAAAAUGGGGAAAAAAAAGCCUACAUUUGUUUAGAAGAAAAGUCUACAAUUUUUUUUCUUCUAACCUUAGUUCUUCAAUUUGGACAGUAAAACUUAAACAUCCUGAGCAGAGUUUUAUUUAUAAUUUUGAAUUGUCAGUUUGUAUUUUGCUACUGAUCUGUGAUCAACUAUUUAAACUUUCAUUCAUCUCUAGGGACAUUUAAAAAGAAAUGCAUUUAUAUGCUUAUAUAAUUGCAAAUAAAUCAACUAUAAAAAGGAAAAUAAGAGAAGUGGUAAUUACUUGUGUUUGAAAUUAACACUAUUUUCCAUGUUGAAUAGAUAAUGACCUUGUAUCUAUGCAUAGGCUAAGAAAGGUUGCACAUGAACUGUGCAUGUAAUUUUAUGGGUAAAUUAAAUUGUUUUUAGUACAAUUCGUUAGGACACUGUACGAACAUGAUUCUAUAUAUUGAAAUCAGAAACCUUACCACACAUGAAAACAUCAGAAGCUGCCGCCAUGAUGACUAUUUUGUACUUUAGGCUGCUUUGGAAAUAAUCCCCAUAUCCUUGCUUUGUAAGUUGAUAAUAUCACUAUGCAUUUCUACACAUUUUAUAAAUUUGAUUUAUGCAGAUUUUGAUACACUGUAUGUUUCUGUAGAAAUUGUACAAAUAUUCAAAAUUUUAUUAGGGUAAACUUGAGAAGCUUAUGUAUAUCUUAAUUCUGGGUUGCUUGUUUUUUAGGUGAGAAAAAAUAAAAUAUUGUAUUUUAAUCCGUA
Peromyscus californicus insignis is the source of this 5030-nucleotide messenger RNA. RefSeq names its product polypeptide N-acetylgalactosaminyltransferase 7 (gene Galnt7). Gene Ontology annotation, cellular component: Golgi apparatus. The coding region runs from base 772 to 2745 and encodes 657 amino acids. The record is from RefSeq and is a predicted model, not a curated record. The transcript is spliced from 12 exons. NCBI's taxonomy places the organism in Eukaryota, Metazoa, Chordata, Mammalia, Rodentia, Cricetidae.